AUGGAGAGAGAGGAACAAGUUAGCGAACAGCGGCGGAAGCGGAGCUCUUCCUCGCCCCCUUUCUCCUCCCCUGUCUCUGCGCCCGUCGUGCUCUCUCGGCGAACAUCCAUCGCUUCCUUUCUGCCUCGAUGCUGCCUCCUCCUCCUCUUUUACGUCUUCUACACCGGCGAGUCGCAGGGUUCGCCCCUCUCACUCUCUCUCCUUUUCCCAGAAGCGGCGCAGAGUGACACGGGGAAGGAUCCCCAACACGGGAGCAGCGUCGAGGCCACCCAAGACACGACGCAGGAGGGCCAGAGCACAAGUGGGCCGGGUGGGGACGACGAGAGCUCGAGCGACGAUGACUCCUCGAGUGCAGAAAGUGGGGAGAAUGACGAGGGUGAAGAAGACGAUGACGGCGACGACCCCGACGACGUGGACACGCCAGACUUUGACGCGCCAUCGCCUGAGCCUCCGCGCACACCGUGGGAAAACGGGAGCACGGCGCGCGACCGAGAAGCCACACUCCGUCGUAACCGAGGUUCUCCAGUGCCUCGAGACCGGGACGUUCCCGUGCCGCCAGACGGGCACGAUCCAGCGCCGCAAGAGGGGACCGAUCCAGGGCCAGAAGACCGGGACGGCCCAGUGCCUCGAGACCGGUCUCUUCACAAACCCGCCGAGGGGAGAGAAGGCGAGAAAGCGAGAAGAGAAGAGAGAGAAGGACGCAGCGGAGGCAGCUCCGGUGCGCCCCGCUCCUUUCCGCCCCACCGCCUCGCCACAUCUUCUCACGGGAGUGCGCUCCCUCGCUCGGCGGACUACAAAGGGUCGGGCGCCUCGCCCCGCGACGCGGACGGGCCGAGUGGCGGCCGCGUGGCCACGGGCGGCGGCGCGGGGACUGCAGGCAGGCGGGGCGGAACGCGGUCGGGCGCAGGGACGAGCGGAAGCGGCGGGAGAGGCGGCGUCCGAGCCUCGCAUGUUGGUGGCGCACGAGACGCGACUACGCAAGACGGCGCGAGGCUGCGGGAGACGACGCGCCGGAGCGCAAAACCCCGUCCCCAGUCGACGGAUCGACCUCCAAGGGUGGCCAACGUGAAAGAGAACAGCUCUGGGGGGGGACGGUCCAUGGGCCGCGGAGCCGGCGACGAGGGUCAAGAGACAGCUGGGUCCCUCCGGAACCAACUCAGGGGGUUCGCCUCCAAACUCAUCGGAGGCGGGUCGAGCAGAGGGGACAAGUACGAAGACGACGAGGAGGAGGACAUGUACGACGGGCGAGACGAACAGGAGAAAGUCAUUGUCAGUUACGCUGAGGCCUUCACGGUCACUGCCGCAGGCACGAUGGUGGGGCGACGCCCGACGGAUGAAGACGCUCUCUUGGUGAACGCGAUUCUCCCACACAUGCCUAACGUGCGCGUGAAAGCGAUCUUCGAUGGCCACGGCGGGGACGAGGUGGCCCGAUAUUUGGCAGACAAUGCACUGACCUAUCUGAGCCAUUUAACAAGUCUGCGAGCCCAAGACAUUCAAGCAGCGUGCCUGGCAAUGGACGACGCCGUCAGGAGAGUUGUGUGGAAGGAUGCGCCCGACGCUGGAGCCACAGGAAUCAUAGCGUUCAUUGAGAAGGUUGUCUCGCCCGUGGAGGUCAACGUCGUCGGGCGAGAGAUUGUCCGUGACGACGGGGACCCGACAAGGCCUUUCGUGCCGCUACUGGAGCAGCUUCAACUGGACGCCCUUGCCGAAGGAGACACCUACACGGCGAUGUCUCUGGGACGCGCAGAGCUCGGCAGUUCCGAAGGGAGACGGUCACGCCAGAAAAAGCGACGCAGGAGGAGAGCGAAGAAAAUAACGCUCGGAGCCGGAGAAGCUGUUUUUCGCGUUGUAGUCGCCAAUGUCGGCGAUUCUCGGGCGGUUCUUCUUCAUCAAGAUGGAUCGUUUACGCCACUGUCUCGAGACCAGAAGCCUGAACAGGAGACCGAGCGAUUGCGAGUGGAAGCAGCUGGGGGGCGCGUCGUCUUUGGCGACGUGCCCAGGGUGGACAACAUGCUGGCCGUCGCGCGUUCGUAUGGAGACUUUUACAUGAAGGACAACCCGCGGCUCCCGGCUGACAAGCAGAAGGUUAUAGCUGUCCCUGACAUUCGCAUGUUCUACGCGACGCCGAAAGAUCUUCUUCUCCUCACGUGUGAUGUGCCCCUUUCGCCCGCUCUGUCUCUGCCUUGUUCGCCUCCAGGAGUCUUUGAGCCGCUGCCAAUGACCUACAAGAACGUCGCCGCAGUGGUUCACCAGACCCCCGUCGGCGGCUCUGUCCGGGGCCGGAUGAAACGAGCGGUGACGAAUCUUCUUGAUGCGGCAUACGAAACGGGCUCCAACGACAACAUCUCUGCAAUGCUGACAGCCUUUACGCCCAAGGGACGGUUUUCGUCGCAUACGACCCUCGGCUACACGAUCUUUACGGGCGACGGCGAAAUUAUUCAACAAGGCCACGAACGCCAGGAGAAUACGAGAAUGGAUCCGGACAAGGUGAAGAAGAAUGUGUCCCUCUACUAA
This is a messenger RNA of Neospora caninum, 2514 nucleotides long. Its product is annotated as putative protein phosphatase 2C. Gene Ontology annotation, biological process: protein dephosphorylation. Lineage: Eukaryota; Apicomplexa; Conoidasida; Eucoccidiorida; Sarcocystidae. The record is from RefSeq and is a predicted model, not a curated record. Bases 1 to 2514 code for a protein of 837 amino acids. Gene Ontology annotation, molecular function: protein serine/threonine phosphatase activity. The transcript has 8 exons.